Messenger RNA from Paramacrobiotus metropolitanus, 1369 nucleotides. RefSeq names its product protocatechuate 3,4-dioxygenase beta chain-like. The record is from RefSeq and is a predicted model, not a curated record. Lineage: Eukaryota; Metazoa; Tardigrada; Eutardigrada; Parachela; Macrobiotidae. The coding region runs from base 386 to 1162 and encodes 258 amino acids. Gene Ontology annotation, molecular function: ferric iron binding; oxidoreductase activity, acting on single donors with incorporation of molecular oxygen, incorporation of two atoms of oxygen. The transcript has 6 exons.
AUUUUCUUAUUGUGAAAACUGCUGACUGGCAUUUAUAGAGCUGACUAUAUCUUUUGCGUUUUUAUGGGUUUUUUCACACGUUUACGGUUUCUUAACAUACUUCCCGCAUAUCGCAAAUUUUUGUCAAAUUAAAAUUGCCAUUUAAAUUGAAGCACGGGAUAAACACGAUGAGGAAAAGAAUAUUUUCAUUACUGAUGUUUUAUGUAGACUGGUGAUUGAUCGCAUCGCUAGCAACAUCUGCAUUGGAUUACUUUUGUACUGCAUCGUCGCAGUCAAUGGAUUUCAGUCAGAUUUUCCGGAAGUCAGGGGUGCGUCGCUCAUUCCGUGUGCACCUAAAUCUCUUCCGGCCGCCGGGAAGAUAGGCAAAUGUGUCGAUCUAGAGAAUAUGGAUGAGCAGUGCUCUAAAGGGGAGCUCAGCGCAUCAAUGGACUGCUCGAACGACGCGUGGUGUUGUUACGAUCCCAAGACAGUGUUGAAAUCCCUCACCAAACCGAAGCAGUCGAUCGUCCAGUCAAACACGUCCUGUGUGCCGACCGCCGCCGACGAUAUCGGACCGUAUUACGUCAACGGUGCGCCGGUGUAUACGCCAACCGCGAAUCAGACGGUCUGGCUGUGUCCUAAUGGCUUCCGCGAUGACCGCGUGCUGCUUAGCGGCUAUAUUCGCUUCCGGUCCGACAAUGUAUCGUGUGGUGUCGGCAAACGAGCGCUGGUCGAUAUGUGGAUGGCCAAUCAGACCGGAUGGUACAGUAUCGUGCCCCCUGCCCUCCAGAACCCAACUCCAUCAUUCUUUCAAAAUGCCGACCCAUUUACACUGGCUACCAAUGCGACAUCCGUCAGUGAUCCAGACUGGUUUUGCCGACUUAAAAUCAUCACCGGUGAUGAUGGCUAUUAUUCCAUAUCCACGGUCAUUCCGGGGCGUUACGAGAUUCUAGCUGGCUGGCGACCGGCACACAUGCACUUCCGUAUCUUCCAACUGGAUCAGUAUAAUAAGCCCAUUGGAAAGGAUUUCAUUACACAGUUGUAUUUCAACUACGAUAUGUUUCGCCCGACGGAUACAUGCCCAGUGUGUAAAGCUAUGGAUCCUACCAUAACCAUCACAUACAGCAACACCAACGAUUUCAAAACUUUCGAAGGAAAAAUGGAUUUCUUGAUUAAUGUAUAAAUUGUAAAUCAUAUGAAUUUUCUGUAUAGCAGCUUCUUGUGGGACGUUCUUGUUCCGAACGAUUUAAUAUCUCCCAAAGGACCAUGGUUCAUAUAAAUUUUAUAUAUAAUAGUGUAUAAUAAAUAAUAGAUAUGUGGUUAAAAAACGCAUUUACCGGUCCGCGUAUGUGUGUAUUUAUAAAUUGUGCACUUAUCUUUCGAACCUCUG